Messenger RNA from Salvia splendens (bonfire salvia), 2049 nucleotides. Its product is annotated as inactive glucose-1-phosphate adenylyltransferase small subunit 2, chloroplastic. The transcript is spliced from 8 exons. Gene Ontology annotation, biological process: glycogen biosynthetic process. Lineage: Eukaryota; Viridiplantae; Streptophyta; Magnoliopsida; Lamiales; Lamiaceae. Gene Ontology annotation, molecular function: glucose-1-phosphate adenylyltransferase activity. The record is from RefSeq and is a predicted model, not a curated record. The coding region runs from base 522 to 1910 and encodes 462 amino acids.
AAAUAUGCUUCUAUUUCUUAUUAGUAAUGCCAAGAACAUUACAAAAUAAAUAAAAUCAAGCAUCCCCUUCAACAACAAUAAUUAUUAUAAUAAUAAAUUCUUCUUGUUUUUGUGCUAUUUUCUUUUAUUAUUGAAAAAUGGUCUUGUGCUAAGAAUGAGUAGUGAGUUAUAAAGCUUAUUAAGGGCAAAAACUACAAGCUAAGAUGUUAUUUUCAGAAAUAAACAAGGUUUCAUGGAACAGCAAGCAUCUCAAAUGAUGGAAUAAAGACACAAAAAAGUGAAGAGAAGGUUAGGCCAAAAGUAUCACAAAGAAGAGUUAUAUGUACAUAGAUAAAUACUAUUUGAUGAGCAGCAGCAACAAGCUGGUCAGAGACAAGAUCUAAUCUUGUGUCUAUGAAGAAGAAGAAACCUAAAUAUUCCCUUCCUAUCUUCCUCAUUAAAUCAUUCUCUCCACACAAUGAAAAAAACCAAAAAUAUACACAUUUCCUUAGGAAACCAAACAGUUCACAUUUGUUAGUAUAAUGCCUGUGCUCUCUUCAUGGUGCAUCCUUCCCCACACUGGCACGACGUCUCCUUCAAGUUUAUCGGUCAAGAGCUCGCAGAAUACGGAUUGCUUGAACUCCCUUUUCCCACCAGCAAGCCAGUGUGAUCAGAGUGUUGCAGCAAUUGUGUUUGGGGACCAGUCACCGCAGUCGAGACUCUACCCGCUGACAAAGAGGAGAUCGGAGGCUGCAGUUCCUAUAGCUGGGAACUACAGGUUGGUUGAUGCUGUGUUGAGCAACUGCAUCAACAGCAACAUAACCAAAAUCUACGCGUUCACGCAGUUUAACUCGACUUCUCUCAACUCCCACAUUGCACGGGCCUACUCUGGCGCGCGUCUCUCAAAGGAUGGGUUCGUGGAGGUCAUUGCAGCGUAUCAGAGCCCAGAUGACAAUGGCUGGUUUCAGGGAACUGCAGAUGCAAUAAGAAGGUGUCUGUGGGUUCUUGAGAAGUAUCCUGUCGACGAGUUCUUGAUUCUUCCUGGCCACCAUCUCUAUAGAAUGGACUAUCAGAAACUCAUAGACGCCCACCGGAGAAGCAAGGCACACAUAACUGUCUCUUUGUUUAGCACAGCCAAGAAUGAGGAUCUUGGAUUUGGGAUUUUCAAACUCAAUGCUCAAAAUGAAGUCCUUGAGUUCAGAGAGAAUGAAGAGAAUUCCAACCAUCAUUUUCAGAUGAAUAAGCAUGAUGGUGAUGAGUUUCCAAGCAUGGGAAUCUAUGUCAUAAACAGAGAUGUGAUGAGAAUGUUGCUGACAGAGGCCUUCCCAAAUGUGAAUGACUUGAAAAGCCAUGUAAUCCCAGGUGCAAUCUCCCUUGGAAUGAAGAUCAAUGGCUAUCUGUUUGAUGGUUACUGGGAGGAUAUGAGAAGCAUAGAGGCAUAUUAUCGAGCGAAUAUGGAAACCAUUAGAAGGGCAAACGCAAUGUAUAACUUCUACGAUAGAGACUCGCCUCUCUACACGCUGCCACGCCAUCUACCUCCAACUCUUGUAAGGGAUGCAGUCAUCACGGAUUCCAUCAUCGGAGAUGGUUGCAUUCUUAGUAAAUGCAGGAUCAAAGGCACUGUGGUAGGCAUAAGAACAAGGAUAGGAGACAAUGCUGUUGUUGAGGAUUCAGUUAUCAUGGGAUCUGAUACAUAUGAUCAUAAUGGUAUGAGUGAUGGUGAAGCCAUUGGUAUUCCUAUUGGCAUUGGGGAUGGCUCACACAUAAGGAAGGCGAUCAUCGAUAAACAUGCAAGAAUCGGGAAAAAUGUCAUGAUUAUGAAUAAGGACAAUGUGCAGGAAGGAAACAGGGAAGCAAAUGGCUACAUAAUUUCAGGAGGAAUAAUUGUGGUUAUAAGAAGUGCUGUGAUCCCAGAUGGAACUAUACUUUAGAAGUUUAUUUAUUUUUGGAUUAUAUAUGAAAUAAUCAUUAAUUUUUUAUUUAUAACAAAGUCAAGCAAAUUUAUACAAAUAUUGUAUUCAUCUUUACAUAAUUUCUACUAUCAUUUGAAAUGGAAAUCAAAGGUGUCUC